UUUGAGCAAUUAAAUUGGAAAAACACUACAGCCAGUAUUUACGAGUAGAAAAAUUGAGGACGAUGUUAAGAUGCGCGAGGAAAAGCCAAGCGAAGCGUUUCUAUUUAUUCAAAUGUGGCCUGUACGAUGCAAGCUAUGUCGGCUACACUCGUCGGCACCUAUUUCAAAGUGUUGCCGAACAUCAGAGCUCAGCCAGAAUCGGAAACCACAUCAAGGAGGAACAUACCAUGGAGCCAAGGAACCUCAAAGACCCUUUUACCAUCUUAAAGAAAUGCAUGAGUAAACUUGACUGCCUGCUAUAUGAAAUGUUAUAUAUCAGAGAUCUCAAGCCAGUACUUAAAACUCAUUCACACUCAAUCAGAACAAAAUUGUUUCUUUAAUUAACAUAGUUUCCUAAUAGUCAUUUGUUCUUGUUUUCUCGUCACUUAACGUAUUUUGCCACCUUAUGCGUAUAAUUGUAGAUCUAUUUAUAAUGCAAAAACUAACCUGCAUAUUUACUUGACAAUGACAUUAGAUGAUGUCGAAACGUCAUUUAUUUCUUUCGCUAAUUUUUGCGUUGAAAAUCUUCCCUCAAGCCUUGCUUAUUCGAUCUCUUUUAAUUAUAGAAAAAAUGGUUAAAAAAACACAACAAACUAUGGGAGCGGUGAAGGAGUCCGAUUUCAGUUUUCUAACUCGUGAAAUCUCCAGGAAGCUGACAACUCAGUGAUCUGCCUUAGAAGAGGAAGAGAUGACAGAUGAUAUCUGUUGCUGUUAUUUCUGUUAUUCCUUCUAGAGCGGUUUCCAAUUGAGUGUCGUUAAACCAAAACCAAAGUAAUCACUCUAGCCAAUCACAAAGGACACAGACAAUCCAGUGAACCAAUCAAAACUCGAAGAAAUUACAUGUACCUGAUGCAAAGCGAGGGAAAACGUGAAGGAGUCAACACUGAUUUUGGUUUUACUUCUGACUGGAUGAAAAAGUGGCGCGAGUCCUUUAAGCCAAUCGUGUAGCGAAUCGAAGUAAGGCAAAACCAAUAACCUUUCGACACUCGAAUGAAAACCUCUCAAUGCAUGACUGUAACACAGUAUUUACAUAUGUUUUACGUAUAUAGCUAAAAACGCAGAGCCGCGAAAGAAGGCUAUCUCUGUGGUGGAAAUUGCUGGAAUAAUGAAAGACCUGGGAAGCGGUUGGGAAGAACUUGCAACAGAACUUGAGCUUGGAGAAGCAAACGUUCGCAAGAUAAGGAAAGAGAACAAAACAGACCGAGAAAAGGCCUAUUCUGUCCUCACGAUGUGGACGGACAAGGAAGGAGAAGACGCAACAUUGGAACGUCUGGUAGAUACCCUUGAGAAAAUAGCAGAAAGUAUCCCUGUGGAAAAGAUGCUUGAGUCAGAAGAAAGAGUCGAUGACCAAGGGGAAGUGAACAGGCUUUUGAAGAAAGCUAAGGAUGAAAUUUCAAUCGAGAAUGGUGAAAAAGAAGCCAGUGGGGAGAGCAGUGAGGAAGCUGUGCUAAAGGAACUAGGCAUUCAGUUGCCAGAAGGUAAAAUUGCAGAGAAAGAUGAAGAUGACCAAAAGGAAGUAGCCAAGCUACUGAAGAAAGUUCAUGAUGAAAUUUCGAUUGAAAAUCGCAGAAAAGAAGGAAGAAAAGAGACCAGUUUGGAGGCUGCCUCUAAGGAAGCUUCAAGCCGUGAAGAAAAGAACCCGAAGAAGAGAGGAAGCAAGAAAGAAGCUAAGCCUAUGACUAGCUAGAGUUCAGAGAUUAGUUCAAAGCACUUAAAGGGUUAGAGUUAGGGUUAGUGAACCAAAAAUUAGACAUUUUUUCAUUUGAGUUCAAUGUGUCCAUUAAGCAUGAAAUAAACAUAUUCUGAAGUUUCAAACGAAUUGGACGAAGCAUUGCGGAGAUAUCGGAAUAUUAAAAUCACUGCUUUUUAUCCUUCAUAAUCGUAGAGCGGUCGGGAAAUUGUCGGAUAAUUGUCGGAAAAAAACUUGUGACGUCACUGUUGGUGAGCUCAAGAAAUGCGGGAAAUUUGAAAUUGUUUUGGUUGGCCGUUUU
This is a messenger RNA of Orbicella faveolata, 2030 nucleotides long. RefSeq lists its product as uncharacterized. The record is from RefSeq and is a predicted model, not a curated record. Gene Ontology annotation, biological process: regulation of apoptotic process; signal transduction. Lineage: Eukaryota; Metazoa; Cnidaria; Anthozoa; Scleractinia; Merulinidae. Gene Ontology annotation, molecular function: death domain binding; protease binding.